Seriola dumerili (greater amberjack) is the source of this 1377-nucleotide messenger RNA. RefSeq names its product family with sequence similarity 43 member A (gene fam43a). The record is from RefSeq and is a predicted model, not a curated record. The transcript has 2 exons. NCBI's taxonomy places the organism in Eukaryota, Metazoa, Chordata, Actinopteri, Carangiformes, Carangidae. Bases 64 to 1134 code for a protein of 356 amino acids.
CUGCACUACAUUGAGAUAAGACGGGAAAUAUGGACAAGAGCCCAUUAGAGAAUGGACAGAUGAAUGUUGCUGUGGACUGGAAUCAGCAAUAAAAUGCUGCCUUGGAAGAAGAAUAAGUUCGACCUGAUUGAGGAAGACAAGCAAUCUAAACAGAAGGGCUAUGCGGUGAGUCUCAACUAUUCGGCGCUCACCUCCUUCGCCAAGUCCUGCCCCGAGAGCGCGCUCAACAGGGUGGGCAGCAUGUUCAAGUCAAAGAGGAAAAAGGUGAAGAUCACCAGCGAGGACCCCACGUACACGGUGCUCUACUUGGGGAAUGCCACCACCAUCCAGUCCAAAGGGGACGGCUGCACGGACGUGGCGGUGAGCAAGAUCUGGGGCAAAAGCGAGAUGGGCAAGAACGGCACCAAGAUGAGGCUGACCAUCAGCUCACAGGGCAUCCGGAUGGUGCAUGUGGACGACAAGGCUAGGAGACCGGGACACUUGUACUUGCUGCACCGGAUAACCUACUGCGUCGCGGACCCGAGGCUACCCAAGAUUUUCGCUUGGAUUUACAGGCACGAGAUGAAGCACAAGGCCGUGAUGCUGCGCUGCCACGCAGUGCUGGUGUCCAAGCCGGAGAAGGCAAAAGCCAUGGCGCUGCUUCUUUACCAGACCUCGGCCACAGCCCUGGCUGAGUUCAAAAGACUAAAACGGAGAGACGAUGCCAGGCACCAGCAGCAGCAGCUCAUAGGGGAACAAACCAUCCCGCUGGUCCCCCUCAGAAAGCUGCUGAACGGACAGUGUUACUACAAACCCCCGGUGGAGCGCAGCCGGAGCGCGCCAAAGCUGGGCUCCAUCACAGAGGACUUGGUCGGGGAGGAGGAGGAGGAGAAAGCGAUGCACUUUGAGUGUGAGGACAUUCUGGACACGGACGAUGAUUGUGUUGCCAAUGGCAAACGGGAGUUGACUCAGAUUAUUAAUGACUUGGGAGAGAUGAGCAUAGGAAACGAUGUGCAGACACUGAAAGCUGACCUUAGAGUCACCAGACUUCUCUCUGGAGAGAGCACGGGGAGUGAGUCCUCCAUAGAGAGCAACCAGGAGCCCCCUCCGCUCACUAAUGGGUUUGAGGAGGUAAAAGUGCAGGAAAUUGCCUGAAUAAUUUUAGGCACUUCUGGGCGCUUCUGACGCAUUGUUUUGUUGAGCCACGAUGUCUCCACAAGAAACAUUUUCUCUGUUGUCAAUCUUGUGUUGGAGAGUGUUUGUCUAAUCUGUGCCUCCACGACUAAUUGAAAAGACCCAGAAAAGAUCCUCCAUGGUUCUGGGACCAUUACCGCACACGAACACAUGAUUAGGCUACUGAAUGAUAUUUUAAGAUUGUGUAAACACAGAAAAAAAAAA